Molecule: messenger RNA, 7509 nt
Organism: Babesia ovata
Lineage: Eukaryota; Apicomplexa; Aconoidasida; Piroplasmida; Babesiidae
Product: Extracellular matrix-binding ebh
Exons: 2
Coding region: 1-7509 (2502 amino acids)
Source: RefSeq, a predicted model, not a curated record
AUGGCACCGAAAGCUUUGACGGACUGCCCCGAGAACCUUCGAGAGGCGAUAGACUGGCUCAUCCAGGUGAAGCAGAGUGGCGGGAUUCCAAGGUUGUCCGACGCUCUCUGUAGGUUGUUUGACAAUGUUGUUCAGGACGCUGAAGAGUCUCUCUUGUCUUGCCCCGAAUCAGAUGGGCCGUCCGCCAGAGAUGUUAUCUCCAAGCUUCAAGGGUUUCGGAGCUCUCUUACGAAAGACUCUGCGCAUCCUAAUAAAAACAUUUUACAUAAUCUCUGUUCCGCCGUUGAGAGCCUUUUAGGUUAUAAGUCUCCUGGGACCUACGAUGGUUCCGGGAUUGUAUACGGCGACGCCUCCCGUUUGUGCGAUGCAGUCGUGGCGUUUUUGUAUAGAGUGAUCAGUGAUGUCCGCCGUAAUCAGCCGUACGUUGGUGGUAGAGAUAAGUUAGGCAGUGUAGUUCGUGAGCUUGAAAAAGCGAGGUGGAGUGGGCACCAUGGCUUUGCUGCUGUCAUCCCCAAAGUGGCAGGUGGCCUCGGGGAGUAUAACACCGCUGUCAAGGCUUCGAACGAAAAAGUCAAGAAGCCAAUUAAUGAGAUGCUUAGUUACGUCAAAGAGGACGGUAAUAAAUUGUAUACUUGUAUUAAUGAUUUGCAGGUGGAGCGUGUUUCCGGGGAUCCCGAAAAAGAGGAUCCGCAGGUUAGCACUGUUGUGUCCCUGAUUCAGCAGUGUAAAAAAGUCGUCAAAGAUUUUUCGAGGGGUAUGACAUCGGCUCAAAAUGCCAUAAACGAUCUGAACCCCAAACUGCGGUCAAAAAUCGAGAAUGUGAGGAAAACUAUCAAGGAGCACGCCGAGUGGCUGUCCAAGUUGUACGGCAAGAAGCAGGAGAAAAAACGCUUGGACGCCAUGCUCCAUAAAAUCAAGACUACGCUUAGAAUGCUAGGAAGGAAGGUGAAAGAAAAGAUUAGAGCAGAAGUGCAUGAGCUUGUUAGUCUGUUGAAGCAACGCGUCAGGGAUAUUAAGAGUAAGUUGGAAGAGAUUAAAGGCUGCCUUGAAAAGUACGUUCAGGAUCUGGUAAAGUGGAUGGAAGAGGCCAAAGCAUUUAUUAAAUCGGUGAGAGAAUAUGUCAACAAAAUUAUGGAGGAGAUUGAUGGAGAGAAUAAAAAGGGGAUUGAUGAGGCCGCCGGGGAAAUUGAUAGGACACUUAGUGAGAAAGUGUCGGAGCUGAACAAGUGGAUUGAGACUGCGGACGCCGCUGUUCAGGCGGCUAAGACUAAGGCAACGGAUGUGUAUAAUAGGUUGAAUAAGGAUGAUGACAAACAGAAUAUUUGUCGGGGAAUUGGGAAAAUUGAGGCGGCUAAGACGCAAGUUGGAAGUGUUAAUCAGAAGAUUGUUGAGGCUCACAGAGAUUUGGGAACAUGGAAUGCCGCGGCAAAAGAUGUGCUUGGCACGGCGCUUGGGAAGGCGACGACAGUGCGUGACAGGUUGAGUCCUGAUAAACAAGAUAAUGACCAUGUUCUUGGUACGCAGAUUAAGAAUAUUGACAUCGCUAAACAAGGACUUGAAGAAGCAAAUAAGAAGCUUAAAACACAAGUUGCGAAUCUGCAUUCUUGGAUCUCCACCGCGGAAGAUAUCCGUGCUAAGGCCCAGGAAAAAGCAGAGGAAGCUUAUAGUAAGUUGGACGUUCAUGCUGAAUUGAGUAAGAAUGUUAACAAAAUUGUUAAGGCAAACGAGGAAAUUAACAGAGUUCAUAACAGUCUGAAAAGUGUCCAUGGCAAUUUGGGUAAGUGGAAUGAGCAGGCCAGGACAGUGCUUGCCGGGGCGAUUAACAAGGGGGAGGAUGUUCAUAAGGCUUUGGACACUGAGGUUUCGAGUGACUUGAAGACACAGAUUGAAGAUAUUAGCAAAGCUAAAGGGGAAAUUGAGGACGCAAAUACAAAUCUUGGCGGCGAAGUCACGGCCUUGGGGAGUUGGCACAAGACGGCGUCAGAAAUUGUUACCAAGGCGGAUAAAAAAUGUCAAGACAUUUUGGAUAAAGUUUAUAAGGGAGACAAUGUUACUGGAACAGACAUUCAUCAGAACGCUAACAAGUUAAAAGAGAAAGCUGAGAGUCUUUUGGAAGCCUACAAGGAGGCCUAUCCCAAAGUUCAGCAUCUGGUAGAGGAUGUUAAAAAUGCCGUUAAAGAUUUGGAAGCCAGCAUGAAAGAGGAUUUGGGGAAUAUCAGAAAUAGAAUUGUAGAAGAGAUGAAAAAGCAUGUUGGUGAGAUGCUUGAGCAGAUUAAGGGGAAAGUGGAGGGGAUUAAGGGGAAGGAUAGUAGGGAAUGGAAUAAUAAGGGUGCCUCAGGUCUUUUGGGGAUUGUCAGUGCCGUGCAAAAAUAUGCCACUGAAUUUCGCCACGAAAAUUUUGCAGAAAUUGCGAAAGGCUGGUUAGAAGCCACAAUUUUGAGGUACAAUGGCGUGGUGCGGAGGAUACUCGGUAAAAAGGAUGCGUAUAACAAGAGUGAGAAGGACAUCGAGGAGUUCGCCAUUGGAAUGAAAGACAGGCUUAAAACAGAUGUUACUAGCGUAGCCACAGAGGCGUUCAAAUCUGUUAAUACAGUCAGCGGGAGCAUUCAAACAAAUAUCAACGCCGUUAAAACAGCCUGUGAGGCGUUUGCCAACGGACUUGAUCAGAAACUUUUGCAGCAGGGAAAUGAAAUAGUCUCUGAGGUCAAGGAAAAGGCGUUGACUAAGGGAUCCCUCGUCUCUGGCAUUAAAAAUUGCGUCUGCGAGUGCGGUAAUUGCAACAAAAUAGAAUGUGGCAAAAAGGCCGCCGCGGAAUUAAUAAUGUGCGCGCUCACCUCUACAGUGAGACAAGUUGGCAACGAACUGAAGUCUGUAUUUCUCGGCAGCGGUGCAAACGUGAACGGCAAAAGCACCGCAGAAGAAUUGGACAACGUCGUCGGCCUGACUAAGACGCUGGACAGUGAUCUCGACAAUGCAGUUAAAAAGGCAAAAGACCAACCCGGUGCCAACGGCAACGUUCUUGCCACUCAAGUUGAGCAGAUUGAGCAGCAGGUUAACAGUGUUAUUCCUAAAGAUGAGCCGACAAUCACUAUGAAAUUUGGCACACAAAUUAUGAAAAAAUACGCAGAAAAGAGAGAUGGAAAGGAUCCGGGAAAUAAGUAUCACGAUCUGCUUAACACUCAUAUCCCCCAGGCGAUGAAGCCUUUCACCAAAGAUCCUAAACUCAACUCUCCCGACGAUGUCCCUGCGAGAACUAAAGAACUUGGCACAUUUGUCUCUACAAUCAAACAAGAACUCCAAGCCAUCGCCCACUUUGUUGAUAAGGAUAAACAGGCGUGGCCGGACAAGCUGGAGUCUCAGAAACCACAAGAUGAAGAUGGCAUCAGGCAACGGUUGAAGGAUUUGAGUGAGAUGCUUGAGAAUCAAGAUAGUGUUGUUCUUAAAGGCGACGGCUUAAAUAUAAAGACUGUAGAAGGUCUCCAAGCAAUUCAUGACAAGAUUCAUGGUCUGCAGACGGGUCAGUUUAAUGAACAACCCGCUGCAAUUGGCCAGACCGUCGACCAAAUUAAGGCGGAGCUUGGAAUGCUUAGGGGGAAGUUGAAGAAGAAUGGUGAUAAAGAUGAUGUGAUAAACGCUUUGACAGAUUUGCAAACUGUUGGUCUCGACGGCAAGAGUGGAGAUAAAUGGAACCCAAUUAAUGGUAAAGGUCAACCUCUCAGUGGUCUUGGGAAAAUCCACGGUGACCUUCAGAAAGGAAAUGCUAUAUUGCCCGAGGAAACAAGAAAAAUUACCGAAGCCAUCAUCGAAAUUAGGAGGGAACUGGCAAGGGUAGGAUUUAAGUUGCAAGGUUUAUUCACUACUAAUGACGUCAUAGACGAGUUGACGUGGUUGGGGAACAAGAUCGGCAAAAAUGGAAUAAAGGCCAAAGAUAAUCUCCAUGACAUCUACGAGAAAAUAAGGCAAUUGCAACAAAUUCCGUUUCAAGAACAUCCCACUGAAAUCGACAACGCCAAGAAAGAAAUUGUAGAUGAACUCAAAGACCUUCAAAAUGAGUUGCAAGGCAAUCCAGGCAGUGAUGUCAUUGCAACACUGAAGGAUUUGAAGGACAAGGGGCUGAGUGAAAAGUGGGAUAAAAAUACAAAUGGAAAUCAAAAAGGCCUCGCAAAAAUUAAUAGUGAACUUCAGCAUCAACAAAGUGAGCUGUCCACCCAACCUGAAAAUAUCCGGGUUGGCGUCCAAGACAUCACCGGUGAGCUUGACAGCCUUAGACAGCAGUUGAACACUGAGGUCACCGAAAAGCUGAAGAAGCUGAAAGAAAGUGGCCUUACUGAGGGCAAAACGCCAUGGACAGAUAAAGGUGAAAGCUUAAAUGGUAUUCAAAAAAUUACCACGGACAUCGAGGCCAUAAAAACCACGGACGUUAAGGAAGUGAAGGAUAAACUCAAAGAGCUGUGCACGGCGAUACGGACGGAAGCCAACGAGUUAAGCAGGGACUUAAAGCGUCUGAAAGGUGACGGCCUAGAAGAGUUGACUGGAAUAAAAGACAACCUCAGUGAUCUGCUGAGCGAGCAGGUGAGGGGUGUGAUAAGAGAGCUUAAAAGCUUCGUAAAAUUCCUCGAGAACGGCAAGGCGCAAAUAAUCCGUGACCUCCACGCAUUCGUCGACAAGGAGAUCAAGGAAGCCGAAGAGGCUCUGACCAGGGAGGCGCGGCGGCAGUACGUGGAGUCCGUGCAGGACGCGCUGAAACACUUCGCCCUAAAGGCGGAGAGCGAGCUGGAGACUCUGCCCAAGGAGAUCGACGAGGACCUGACGAUAGGCUUCAAGGGCCUCAUGAGGCAGAUGGAGGGUGAGCGCAGCGAAAACAUUAACAGGCUCAGGAACGUGCAGAGCAGAAUGCUCCGAGCAUUGUCCUCCGCGUUCCAGAAUUUCUUCGCGCCGCUCGACGAGUAUCUCCGUGAGGAGAUUGAGAGAGUGAAGAAGCAGAGUGACGACGAAAAGAAUCCCUCACUGCCGAAGUCGGAAGAGCCCUACGCCGCCGAGUGGGACGCCGUGCACAGCGAUGUCAACGCCCUGCUCAAUUACCUCUGCGUGACGCAGGGCUUCGACGACAGGCUGCGAGGCCUGCUCCACAACCUCACCGACGCGCUCACACAGCUGAGGCCGCAGGGCUUCCAGAAGCCCUCCACUCCCACGCUGGACUCCGUGAGCAGGGGACUCAGUGCCUUCGCCGGUGAGUUCGGCGGUGCGUACAUCUCCACUUACUCGGGCGCGGAGUGCCGGGAGGCUGACGCCGACAAGUACGCCAAGGUGUUGCUGAGCUUUAUUCCGAUGACGCACAAUGCGCUCCAGAACUUGGCAGAGAAAUGCGGCAGCAACUGGCGAAGCAACAAAAUAUGUGAGUUCACCCCCGACGGCAGGGACAACGGCCUGGGCAACUACCUCACCAAAUGCGGCUUCAAGGUGUCACCCACCGACGGACUCCAGGAGGGGGAGUUGCAAAACCAUGGCGACAUGAACGGUGAGCAAAUUCAUGCUUUGCUUAACUCCCCAAUUCCAGACGUGACCACCAAAAUGCUGGUCGACGGUGAGCCUCUAGAAAAUGGAAUUAAUGUCGUUGACUUAGUUGCGCUUUUUCAUAACAUGGUGUGUCUCUACCUCCAGGCGUGUCACCUUAAGGUACACGAAUCGCCCAGACACCCCUGCACAGUCAGGGAUAUGCUGUCGUGGCUCGCCGGUCUGCAGUACACGUUAGUCGCUGAGAAACUGGCUGACCACUGUAAGGCGUUGCUCAACCGCAAGUGCGACGAUAACGAUGUCCCCAACAGGGACGAUGCAGUCAUGGCACAGUGCAUCAACGGCCUGCCGAUGACAAUCGCGACAGCGUGUUCACACGCUAACUCGCUUCUAAUCGCAAUACAGGGCCAUGGCCGAGGUUUCGACCUCGCCGCCUACCCCUACUCAGUCGACUUCGCCAACAACCGCGCACAGCUGCACUACCCGGCUGAUCCCGACGAGCUGCUUGAUAUGCUGAGAGAGAUAGUAUGCCGCCUGUGCCGUGUGCUCUACUUCCUCUACGCCCAGUGCUGCCGUGCCACAUCCAAAACCAAGGGAUGGCGGGAGUGCCACUACGGCCGGCAGGUACCGUCCUCCCAUUGGCAGUGUAACACCUUAGACAAGCAGUCCACCGAUGCAAGUCAUAACUGCCCGCCCACAUCAACGCUGCAGUCCUUCCUCACCGACAGCUGUCCCAACCUCCUGCCGCAUAGGCUCACAGUUGUUGACAGUGCCAUCGAAUGCGCCAACUGCCCUGUCAACCUACCGGGCCAGCAGUGCCUCACCCCGCUCGGCUUCUGGGACAUUGGCCUGGCAGCCUCCGUAGAGCGCACCGGCAGGGAACUUGCUAAAUGCCUCGGCCGUCUCUGCAGUGACGCCGACGCCUGCCUCUUCCAACUCUGCCGAACGCUGUGCUUGCUGUGCCCCUCAGCACCGCGGUCACUCGGCGACGUGUUCUCGUUGUUCAGUCAAAUGCUCAGAAUGUGGGACACCGAAUCGUCCCGAUGGGCGUACUCUCACCAUGAGAGUUACUUAACGCACCUGAACGACGACGCUAUCAACGGAUUCUUCCCGCUGCGGACGGAGCUCCAUGGCAGUUACCAAAAUGCCCAUCUCACCGACGCCCUCCAGGCACUCGCCGGCCAUGACCAUGAGAACUCAGAGCACAGUGCCCUCUCCAGUCUAUCCGCCAAGUCGCCUUGUCAAGCACCCAGUGGAUGCGCCCCCUUCCUCCAGCCGCUGUCGCUGCACUCCAACCACACCUUCCCGCAGAAGCACGCACAGCUGUAUAUCUCGUGGGUGGUAUGGCUGGCAUGGCAAUUCUGGGAUUUGCUGCAACAACUGCUAGAAGCCUUGAACAACAUCGACUGCACGGCCCACGGCUGCGCCACGUGCCCCUGUUAUCCCGAUAACCACGGCCACAAGGACGCCUGCCACUGCCCGUCACUCGUCGAAUGUGGUGGACCCUUGCCGACGCUCUACCGCUACGGAUUAACAUAUCGCAACGCCCACAUCCUGGUCGCCGGCAGCCAGAAGAUGCGGUGCAGUGACCUCAACGGACAACUCACCAAGGCACUGCAUUCAAAGCACUUCGCCAACCUCUUCCACCAAAUUGACCAACUCCUCUGGCACAUCCGUAUGCCCUUCCUCUUCACCAUCACAUCACUCUGGCUCAUCGCCACGCUCUACAUCGCCCACUCACUCCUCUACCGCAUGGACGUUCUGCGCAUACGCUCGCACCUCCUCACCACCAGGGCCUCCCACCUCAUCGACGUCAAGGCGCUGCUCGCCGGCAGCCGCAGGAUGCUCUCACUCUACCGCGACGUCGACUACUUCGACGAUGACCCUCUCGACUUGUCACAACAUGCCAGAUACGACCUAAAUGUUGCAGCGUUUGUAUUAAUUGCACGUUCCAACUUCGGGAAUCUGGAAAUACCGCAUGAAGAUGUUGUCUAG